AGUUACAGAGCGUAUGAAGUGUCUCGCCGUACGUGGUACGGGAUGAUUAUUCCGUGAAUAUUCUAGAGUAGUAGCCCUAAAGCUCUCAGGGGGAAAUGGCCAGUGAAGAGGACGGCGCUGUCAAGGAGCCGCUUGAUCUCAUCCGGCUCAGCCUGGACGAGCGGAUCUACGUCAAGCUGCGCGCCGAUAGAGAGCUCCGCGGCAAGCUACAUGCCUAUGACCAGCAUUUAAACAUGAUCCUGGGAGAAGUGGAGGAGGUCGUGACCACCACGGAGAUUGACGACGAGACUUACGAGGAGAUUGUCAAGACGACAAAGCGACAGGUUCCAUACUUGUUUGUGAGGGGCGAUGGAGUGAUCUUGGUAUCGCCUCCCUUGAGAAGUGCGUAAGGAAAAAAAAAUCUCUAUUAAAGCGAUUCAUCGUGAGCAUGAUCUUGAGUCUUCGAGCUUGAACUCUCA
Messenger RNA from Selaginella moellendorffii, 458 nucleotides. RefSeq names its product sm-like protein LSM3A. The record is from RefSeq and is a predicted model, not a curated record. Gene Ontology annotation, molecular function: RNA binding. Gene Ontology annotation, cellular component: P-body; Lsm1-7-Pat1 complex; precatalytic spliceosome. The transcript has 3 exons. NCBI's taxonomy places the organism in Eukaryota, Viridiplantae, Streptophyta, Lycopodiopsida, Selaginellales, Selaginellaceae. The coding region runs from base 96 to 389 and encodes 97 amino acids. Gene Ontology annotation, biological process: P-body assembly; mRNA splicing, via spliceosome.